Columba livia (rock pigeon) is the source of this 5260-nucleotide messenger RNA. It is a transcript of the gene CDC123, whose product is annotated as cell division cycle 123. The transcript has 13 exons. Lineage: Eukaryota; Metazoa; Chordata; Aves; Columbiformes; Columbidae. The record is from RefSeq and is a predicted model, not a curated record. Gene Ontology annotation, cellular component: cytoplasm. The coding region runs from base 107 to 1114 and encodes 335 amino acids.
CCGGCCAUGGCGGGCCGGGCGGCGGCGGGAGCCGCGGGAAAGGUUCCGGGCGGAGCGGGAGCUUCCGGGAGCAGCGCGGAGAAACGGGCCGGACCGAGCGGGGAAGAUGAAGAAGGAGCAGGUGGUGCACUGCCAGUUCUCCGUGUGGUACCCGCUGUUCCGGGCCGUCACCAUCCGCAGCGUUAUACUUCCCCUGCCAGAUAAUGUGAAAGAAUAUUUGCUGGAUGAUGGAACACUUGUGGUUUCUGGAAGAGAAGAUCCGCCAAGUCAUGCUGAGGAGGGGAGUGACAAUGCAGAGGAAAUACAGUGGUCGGAUGAUGAGAAUACUACGACGCUUAAGGCACCAGAAUUUCCUGAGUUCACAGCUAAAGUUCAAGAAGCAAUAAGUUCCUUGGGUGGGAGUGUUUUUCCUAAACUUAACUGGAGUGCUCCAAGGGAUGCCUACUGGAUAGCAAUGAACAGUUCUCUGAAAUGUAAAGCUCUCAGUGACAUCUUCCUCCUCUUCAAGAGUUCAGACUUCAUUACCCGUGACCUCACUCAGCCAUUCAUUCACUGCACUGAUGAUUCCCCUGACCCUUCCCUGGACUACAAGCUUGUUCUUCGCAAAUGGUGUGAACUAAUUCCUGGGGCAGAAUUCAGAUGCUUCGUCAAGGAAAACAAGCUUAUAGGUAUAUCGCAGAGGGACUACACUCAAUACUACGACCACAUCUCUAAGCAACAUGAGGAAAUCUGUAGAUCGAUACAGGAGUUUUUCAAGAAACACAUCCAGUAUAAAUUCUUGGAUGAAGACUUUGUUUUCGAUGUGUACAGAGACAGCAGGGGUAAGAUUUGGUUGAUUGAUUUUAACCCAUUUGGUGAAGUAACAGACUCCCUGCUGUUUACCUGGGAAGAACUGACCUCUGGGACAAACUUGAAAGGAUACCAGGGUGAAGGGGAAGCCACAGAGCAGGAUUCUCCAGUUUUCCGUUGUACGAACAGUGAAGUUACCGUCCAGCCGAGUCCGUACCUGAGCUACCGGCUGCCCAAAGACUUUGUGGACCUUUCGACGGGAGAGGAUGUUCACAAAUUAAUUGACUUUCUUAAACUGAAAAGAAAUCAGCAAGAUGAUGACUGAGGCACCAAGAAGCAUUACACUGAAUUACAAGCAAGAAAUGUGGCAAAAGCUGUAUUUAGCAUAACUAUUAAACUAUCGAUUUAAAGAAAAACCUGCUUCUUAUAGUCAGUGAAAGAACUGAAGAGCUGUUCAUCCUGUGUCUCUGGUUUAUAUGAAAGCGUAGAAAAGCGUUUUCAGGGAAACGUGAGAGGUGAGGGUGAGUUCUCACUGGAAUCCAGGUUAAACGCAAUUAUUCCACGGUGCAAGCAAGCGACAAUCCAAGUGUGACUGAGCGACUGCUUUCCCGUCCCGUAAUGUGAAGAUUGAUGCCGCUGAAGUGUGCCAGCCACUCUUCAGUGAUAAAUAUGACAAUAUUUAAUGCUUGUGCGGUUAAAACAUCAAGCAUUUUCUGAACCUAGGCACAGUCUUGCUUAAAAUAUAGUGUAGUUACAAGGAAAGAAAGGAAUGUACAGAUUUUUCUGUAGAAACCUUUUUAAAUUGUAAAUUGACUUUGUUUGGGGACUUCUAUUUCUUCGUUAUGAGGGCCAGUACUUCAUUUCGGAGAACAGCUGUAGCUAGAGUAGACUAUUUAAAGGUUUGAAAAAUUUGCAUUUCAGGAAUCUGAAAUUCUGAAUGUAUUUCAAGGAAAGUAGUAUUUUUACAGUAGCUAAAGCCAUGAAAUUUGUUAAACUUCACCCAAUUUCAUUUCAUUUUCAUAGUAAAGCCUUCAUGAAACUCAUUUUUUAACAUGAUUGCACACUAGACACCUGUGGCUUUAAUAGAAAUAGUUAAACGUAACGUCAACCUGUAGUUUUAUAUGUGGGCUCAGUCUUGUUUCUUUUCUGUCACAUCUCUAAGUUUCUUAAGAAAACAAAUUACCCUUUCAGUUCUUAAAAUUCUACAUUCAUUAGGUACUUAAUGUUUUUUGUAUAAAAGGAGGCUUGGCUAAAUUUGGGAAAACGGAAGCUCUGGUUACCAAUUGCUGUUAUUUAGGAGGUGGUGGGAGGACCAUUUUGGGUGAAGAAUCAAUUAACUUUUGGCUGUUGGUGUUUGCCUGAUAACGUGUUAACUGCACAAUUCCUGCAGAAACAAAAGGACAUUUGCAGGUGCUCAUGGCCCCUGGAAACGGGUUCCUAUUUCAGACCAGUUAUGUGAUACUUCACGUGUGUAUAUAAAGCUGUUCAUGUUUCUUUGCCUUGCUUCAAAUUGAUACGGUGCUCGGUUACAGUCUGUUCUUAGAUGUCAAAUCUGAGUUUAGAUGUUAAAUUAUUACUUACUGGCUUUAUUUAGCUUCAGUUUUGAAUGAAUACUUACUCUAGUUCCAGGGUAUGCAGAUUAAGAAACAAGUUCUACCAAAUAUAUUGAUGCAACAUCACAGAUUUAAGGCUGCUGGCAUCUGAGAGUACAAGACCUACCCUUGAAGUGAUGGAAUCUCCUUCUCAGUAUCUUUUUGUACACAAAUUAGAUGAUCAUUAACUCAGGGCUGGGCUCUACCUAAUCCUGCCCCACUGCAGGACUCCGGAUGAGUUUUCUCACCUUUAUCAGAGGGAUUAUUUGAGUAUAAAUGUCUUUAAAUCAGGUAGGAACUUAAAAACUUUUUAAAAAAUCAACAAAGCUUUUUUUAAAGUUUCUAGCCAUAACUUAACAACUAUUGCAAUGAUCUAACCACACUUCCAUUACACAGAAAACGCCCUGGAAUUGCCAGUGAAUUCAUAAAUGCUUCUGAGCUACAGAUUAUUGUCUUGAACAACACCAAGUCUUGGUUAAAAGCUGUAAGAUAGUUUCCUGCAUCCUUUUUUUGUGGGCUCCACUGAUUCAUUUACCAUUAUCACAGCUUUCUGUGGUGGAUGUUCACCACAACAUAGACAGUGUUGGGACCAGAUUGAUGGGACCCUGUGCACUCUAGAGAGUCCCUUCAGGUGAGCAGGCUGGAGCAGUUGCUUUUUAACAGUUGUUUGCUUCUUGGCAUUGUUAUUUAUCCCAAAAAUGGCAUCACCAAGUAAACUGUCCACAAUCGACUUGUUGACAGCUCUCACGUGUUUGCGAGAACCACGGUCUUGUGUGGGUGUUCUGCAUUUAUAGUUGAGCUUUUCUAGGACAAAUCGCAGUGGAAUUGGAUGCUGGCCCAGCACCUGGCUCCUUAUACAGCUUCGUUACUGGUCUGUACUGGUCCUUUGGUUAAAGGACCAUCACAGUACCAUGCUGGCAUUAGCAUAGGCUUAGUUUUAAUGAACAACCAUAAAAGGCUGCAGAGCAAAACCACUAGUCCCAUGUUCAGGUUCUGAUACAGAAAAAGUCCCCGCUAUAAUAAUCUGUUCUACAUCAUUAGGUUCCCCAAAAUACCAUAUCCUUACAACUUAACUACAUUAUAUUUACUUUGCUUCUUUCUCCAGCUUCAGGUAACUAAAUGUUGAAAUUCUGUUGUCUGCUAGAAUAAGGAUUCCUCUUCUAAAAGGAUUUUCAUUCCAAAUGACCUUUUGAUCUGUGAGGAUAAUUAACAUAUGUGUUCCUCUUGGGUGAGGAAGCUAAUGCUGACACAUUAAAAAUGCUUCACAUCAAUUUUAAACUGAAUAGUAUAUGGCAUUGUUCUAAUUCAUCAUAAAAUCAGUUUCUGCCUCUCGCCAUCAUGCAGAAGUUUGAAAAUACAAAAUUCCAGCUGUUCAGGUCCUUGUUCAUGUGAUUCAGUGCUCUGAUCACCAUUUGCUGAGUAUUCUACUGUGUGUUCUUAGUUAUAUGCUUAAAACAUUCUAUGAAGUUGUUUGUAAUCUCACCUGGAUGACAGACAUGAGAAGUUCUAGAAGGAGGGAGCAGUCAGUUGCUUUACACGGAGCGUUUGUUCUGUGUCGAAUGGUCUGAGCACCACGAGGCUCCGCUUGUGGGCUGCAGCGCUGCCAGAAGCCCCAAAGAAGUGUCUUUGUUGUUUUGCAGCCAAUCUUCGUGAUAUUUAAUCUCCCAAGUGGGGAUGGGGGUCCAGUAACCCCAUCAGCAGGAACUGUUAACAUGUAUGGGAUGAUGCUCCCGUAUUUCUGGGCUGCAGACUCUUCUGUUUGCUCUCCUCUGACUCCGCUUUUUUGCAGUGUUAUCUUCAUCUUUCCUGACCCACCAAUCUAGUAUUAAGCUGGAUGUUAAGAUUAGAAUAAGCAGCAGCAUGGAUAAUACUGAUCUGAAUUUUAAAACCUCUCUCUGUCCACUUUUCCCUCCCUCUUAGAAAGAUAUUAUUUUGACUGGUGCUCUAUGAUAGCUGAAAAAAACCCCUAAAAAUAGGGGAAUAAUAGCCAGCUCUGAGUGUCAGCAGGAUGAAUACCACUUGUUGGAUUCUGCUCACUAUGUAUGGCUUGUGAAGAUCCUCGUAACCGCAUCCAAUGUCCUUAGCUGGAAAUUUCAUGUAUCUGGUCCUUAGCCUGUUGCUGAUGUCCGGGGUGCAGAGCUGGUGGGAGCAAAGGUGCUGGGGGAGAUGCGCUUUGGGUGCCUGUUUAAGCAACGUGGACUAUUAGACUAAACUUUCAAGGUUUCAGGCUUUCAAGGAAGCGUCACCAGAUGGGAGAGUUCUGAAACAGAUCAGUGGCAGCGUGGAGAUGGGUAUCGGUGUGGCACAAACCUGUGCAAAAGCACUUCUGGUACCUUUGUGCGUGACUGAGUUUGGCUUCACAAACUGUCCCAAAUCUGAAGGGUCGAGCAGCUGGAGAAAACUGCGGGGUAUCUGUUAGUGGGUAUAAAAAGGCAAAUCAGCUCGGAAACUGGUGAAUAACUUCAACCGUAGAGGCCAAGAGUAUACAGUUCAGGUUGUGUUUGGGAAGCAAGUCUAUCACUUCAAAAAAUAAUGCUUAAAAUGUGUAUCUCUGGCUAAGAGGAGAUGAGCCUUAUGUACCACAGAAACAGACCACAGUGCUUUUGAUUCAUGAAGCAUACUUGGUAACGCUGGUAUUUAGAUGCUUAAUAAAUCUGUCUUAAACGUUUGCCUGGCUGUUGAAUUAAGUGUCUUUAUUUCUGUUUGAAUUUGAUGACAUCUGUAAAGAUAAAGUCUCUGAUGUGUCAUCCUACUGAAAUUAUAUAGAAUUAAAAUUAGAUUUGUUGCCGUAACCGGGUUUUUUUGUGCAGACCUGAAGAGUCCUUAACCAGUACUAUGUGAUUAUGGACUUUGACAGUAAUAAAGACAUGAGCACUGCA